AUGCUGUUGGACACGGAGACACCCAAGGGUGUGCCGACGGAUGAUGCGGGACCGGGUGGUGGCGGUGGUCGUGGACCACCGGGUGUGGGGUCAGGGACCGUUACAACGGCUGCCGCUGCUGCCGCCGCCGCCGCUGCCGCUGCCCUAUCGGCGGCCAAGGGUGCGACGGAUUUCUCGAUAGCGGCGAUCAUGGCACUGCGGGAGGGCUCCAGCAGGAGCCCUCUGGAAGCAGUUUUCGUAAGUGGCUCACAAAAUUCGUCUGUCGAUCGGCUCUCCGAGGUGGACGAUGAGGUGGACGUGGACGUGGAAGAGUGCAGUGAUUCCGAGGAGCCAAAGUCCUCCGACAGUGGCCGUGUGACCCAUUCGCGAGCGACCGAAACACCGAACAGCAUUUCCGUAUCGGACGAGGAACGACUUUCGCCGGAACCAGCGCAAAAACGACCAACCAUCGUUGGGUCCUGCAAUUCGGAUGACUUGAGACCGGUACAGUGUCACCUGGAGACGAAAGAGCUCUGGGACAAGUUCAAUGAGCUUGGCACGGAAAUGAUCAUCACCAAGACGGGAAGGCGCAUGUUUCCGACGGUGCGCGUUUCCUUCUCCGGUCCACUGCGCCAAGUUACGCCUGCCGAUCGGUAUGUCGUGUUGCUGGAUGUGGUCCCGGUUGACAACCGGCGCUACCGUUACGCGUACCACCGAUCGGCCUGGCUGGUGGCGGGCAAGGCAGAUCCUCCGCCGCCCGCACGGCUCUACGCCCACCCGGACACCCCGGUCGGGGCCGAUGCCCUACGGAAACAGGUUAUCUCGUUCGAAAAAGUGAAACUAACCAACAAUGAAAUGGACAAGAAUGGUCAGAUUGUCCUCAACUCAAUGCAUCGCUACCAACCCCGAAUACACCUGGCAAGGUUGGGACCGGGCCAAAACAUACCUAUCACACCAAAGGAGCUGUCCGAUGUCGAUCACAAGACGUACGUCUUUCCGGAGACGAUCUUCACGGCGGUUACGGCUUACCAAAAUCAGCUUAUAACGAAGCUGAAAAUUGACUCCAACCCGUUUGCGAAGGGGUUUCGCGAUUCAUCUCGCCUGACUGAUUUUGAUCGGGACCCGAUGGAUGCCCUACUUUACGAGCAGCAUAUGCGAUCUCCUUUGCGCAUGUUCCCCGACCCGCUGAUGGCACAGUUCGCAUCCGGUCCGGGUCCUGAGCUGAUGUCGGACGCCUCUUCGGCAGCCCUGCUGGAGAAAGCGCGCCAGCAUCUGCAGAUGUGGGGACGCUCACCCUACAGCGAACUGCUGCUUCCUCAGAUGUACCAACGACCGCAGAGCCUUGGCGCGCUCAACCUUGGAGUUUGGCAGAACUCGGCCAGUUGGCCUGCUAGUCCACAGUUACCUCCCGGCUUCUUACCGAACGCCGCAGCAGCGGCGGCUGCCGUUGCUGCAGCAGCUUCCGCUGGUAGCUCGCGGCAUACUACGCCACCGCCACCACCACAACCUUCAACUGCAUUGGGACCUUCCACGUCCGUCAUGUCACCGACGACACCAUUGACCCCAACGAGCUCUUCCGGAUCGCCGUCGCCAGAUCCUCGGGUCAAACACUUUGCACGGUUCACACCAUACCAAAUACCACAGCCGCAUCCUCAUCAAUCUCAGCUGCAAUCGGCACAUCUUCCACUACCUAUUUCACCGUCGCCUGGGCCUACUAGAUCGCCGAGCAGUCCUUCCAACUGA
Molecule: messenger RNA, 1722 nt
Organism: Anopheles marshallii
Lineage: Eukaryota; Metazoa; Arthropoda; Insecta; Diptera; Culicidae
Product: T-box protein H15-like
Exons: 6
Coding region: 1-1722 (573 amino acids)
Biological process (GO): heart development; cell fate specification; positive regulation of DNA-templated transcription
Cellular component (GO): nucleus
Molecular function (GO): RNA polymerase II cis-regulatory region sequence-specific DNA binding; DNA-binding transcription factor activity, RNA polymerase II-specific
Source: RefSeq, a predicted model, not a curated record